Messenger RNA from Prunus mume (Japanese apricot), 1802 nucleotides. Its product is annotated as interactor of constitutive active ROPs 4-like. The record is from RefSeq and is a predicted model, not a curated record. Lineage: Eukaryota; Viridiplantae; Streptophyta; Magnoliopsida; Rosales; Rosaceae.
CUAUCUCUGUCUCUCACUUCCUUUAAUUCAAACUUGUUUCUCUAUCUAGGCUGUCUUCAUUAUAAGACACUCUCUUUCUAGGUAGAUAGCUCUUCUGGGCAGUGUUUUUACCGCCUAGUCAGAAUGUUUCAAAAAAAAGCUGCCAGCUUUUAACACCAACCCAACCUGUGUAGCUCAAAAAACCAUCUUUUACCCCUUUCUUUAAUCCCCAUUGCAUAUUACAUAGUCACAAGGAGAGGUCUUUCAUGGAGUUCUUCCAGUUCCGAUGCCACUCAGAUUACAAAACAGAGUGUUAGUUUAGACCCUGAUUUACUUUGCUGCAAGAACACAAGCUUUCAACUUGCAAGUCCUCGUCUCUUUUCUUCAGCCAAUCUUCUAAGCUCAUCAAAUGCCGCGAUCAAGGGGCUCCGAAAUGGUUCAGAGGCCGUCUCCUCGAGGAGCACAUCAGCUCAGGACUUCAAGCUCUGAUUCAGAUCCACUCCAUCAUCGACCAAUCACUGACCGAAGUCCAAAGCUAGGAGAUCGUCGUUCCCCAAGAGGUACACAAUCUGAUCCACUAAAUCAAAAGAAGCUUGGAACCCGCCUUGCUGAUUUAGAAUCGCAACUUGGGCAAGCACAAGAAGAGCUAAGGAUUUUGAAAGAGCAGUUGGCUUCAGCUGAGGCUGCAAAGAAAGAAGCCCAAGAGAAACUGGAAAAGAAAAUUAAGAAACCAGUUGUGACUUCAGAGCCAGUGAAAAUCCAUGGAACGCAUCCGUCAUUGGAGAUCCAAGAUUCUAACAAAACAGACAGUUGUACCUCUGAGGAAGUUCCAGAUGACUGCCAAAGGGAAACUGAUGUUUUCGAAGUCCCUGUGGAACGCGUCACAGUUGAGCCCAAGGUUGAACCUAGUGAGACUGAUCAAGUGGAAGAAGAAACCAAACCAGUUGAUAUAUCAGCUGAUCCACCAUCAGUUAUGGAACCAGAGAAACUGUCCUUACAUGACCUGGCUUUGAAGAAUGAUGAGAUAAACAUGCUAAGAGCUGAGUUGGAAGAGAAGGCAAAUGAGCUAGAGGUGUUUGGUCAAGAAAAUGAGGGUUUGAAAAAUCAGCUGAAUGAGGCAGCUUUAAAUUUCUCAUCUGCACAAGCAAAGGACAAGGAAAUGACCUUGAAGUUAAGCCAGCUUGAACAAGAGCUGGAAGCAAGUAAGGCCAGUGCAGGCCAGUUGAAUGAGAAGCUGCAAGCAAUGGAAGGAGCAAAGGAAACAAUGGACGCUGAGAUGAAGAAGAUGAGAAUACAGACAGAGCAGUGGAGAAAGGCAGCAGAUGCUGCUGCAGCAGUACUUUCUGGGGGUAUGGAGAUGAAUGGGAGGAUUUCUGAGAGGUGUGGCUCCAUGGAUAAGCACUUUGGUGGAGUGUUUGAGCCACCAGCUGGUGGCUAUGCUGGCUUUGUUGGGUCACCCGCUGAUGAUUUGGAUGAUGGAUUUGGUAGUGGGAAACGAAAGGGUUCCGGGAUAAAAAUGUUUGGUGACUUGUGGAAAAAGAAGGGCCAGAGAUAGACCUUUUUGCAUCUCUUGCCUACACCCAUGCUUAACUUCAAAAAUAUGUUUCUGUUAACGUGUUUGAUGGUGGCAAAACAGUUCCUUACUGUUUCACAUUCGGUAGGCAGUGUGCUUCAGACUACCGUCUUAGCCAUUGUUUUUCUUAGCAUUUUCGAAGGCUUUGUAUAAUUGUUUGAAAUGAUCUUGACAUGUUUUAUUUCAGUUUAUGAGUAAGGUUUUAGUAACUCUUCGCUAAUAAAUGGGAUAUUUUAUUGUUGCCUUGCCU